This is a messenger RNA of Fomitiporia mediterranea MF3/22, 1922 nucleotides long. RefSeq names its product S-adenosyl-L-methionine-dependent methyltransferase. The record is from RefSeq and is a predicted model, not a curated record. The transcript has 10 exons. NCBI's taxonomy places the organism in Eukaryota, Fungi, Basidiomycota, Agaricomycetes, Hymenochaetales, Hymenochaetaceae. The coding region runs from base 162 to 1832 and encodes 556 amino acids. Gene Ontology annotation, molecular function: methyltransferase activity.
GUCUGCCUCAGUCGAGCUGCAGGUCUAGGCUCAGUCUCUCAUAGUCUGAGCGAUCACGCAUUCUCGUCACGGGCUCUCUUCUCGUCUCCGCUACCAGCGAGGUUUUCGACGCACUUGGAACAGCUGCAAGCCCGGCUUGUAACCUGUCUCACUCUACAUCCAUGUCGGUUAUAACCGGGAACGUCCCGGACCUCCGUCUGGACGAUCCUCGAAGGCGCUCGGUCUUUUUGAAGCAGUCCAACUUCACUAAGAAAAAUGGCAGAGCUCACCAUGCAUUUGACAAGAUGAAAGCACCGUAUCCAACCAGCUUUGACCGCCGUACGCUUGACCUAGACGUCAUUGAUCACAUCUUCCUCAAAUCCCUAAAGCAGUCUGUCAGCUUUGUCCAGUUCAAGGAUGGACCUCCAAAGCGCUGUUUGGAUCUGGGCUGUGGGACUGGUGCCUGGAUUUUGGACGCACUCAAGGAAUGGCGCGACUGUCACUUCGUUGGCUUUGACCUCGUCAAUAUUCAGCCUCCCCUACAUCUCCUCGGACCGUCGUCAUCUCGUGUGCAAUGGGUGCAUGGCAACUUCUUGACCACGAAACUCCCAUUUGAAGACGACGAGUUCGAUCAUGUCCACAUACGUGGUAUUGCCCGCGCAGUCCCAGAAAAUAAGUGGGAUAAUUUAUUCGGGGAAGUUAGUAGGGUGCUCCGGCCAGGAGGUUCUGUUGAGAUGAUUGAAGACGGUAACGGCAGUUUCUACUACGACUCCCGCGCAUCACUUAUAUGUGCUUUCACCAAACCAGACAUUCUUUUCCCUUCUCUGCCCCGCUGGUAUACGAGAGCUUUGAGAGCUCGUGAUCAGAGACCCACUAUCCACCGGCCUGAUGGCUCUAGUCGCCGAUCACUUCCUAUGUCGCCUCCUCCGACACCGCCUCGUGACGACGCUCCUCAUGACCAUAAAUUGUUGGAGUCUUUAUUCAGCUCGGUUUUUGAGACACGCUUCAUUAAUCGGGAGCCUACAUCUAUCCUACCCAGCUACUUUGCAACAUAUUUCCGCCAGGUUCAGUGUUCUCCGGCGAUAAAAUUUCCGACACCUACACUCCCCAAUGUUCCUACAUACAAUAUUGCCUCCUCAGGUCGCUUCUCUUCUCCCCCUACUUUGGCUUCUGCGGCAAGGAGUCUCCGCGCACACCGGAAGCAAGAAUCGUACUCUUCUACCGAUUCAUCGGCCUCGAAUUCAAAGAACCUAUCUGACGACGAGGACGACGAAGAACUAUUCCAGCAACGUACGCCUCCCUCUACUGACGAUGAACUGAGGCCGUUGUCAAAAGAGGACGGCACUCCAUGCGUAACACCAUACUACUCCACCCAUGCCUCAACAUGUGAUGCUGCAGAAUUAGGUUUACUCCCUCUAAGCGCCCUAUCAGAUGUUACAUGCUUCUCGCUCGCAUUCCAACUCCAUCGAACGUUCAACCUCGUCCUUGCAUGCCAGGAGAGCAUGUGGGAAGUCUUAAAUGAUCGGAUUCGGAAUCGCGAGGCGGAGCUGAAGGAGCUGGGUUGGGAUGAUGAUGAAAUCGAAGGUGAACAUGCUCGACAGCGCUUUGACAAGCUUCUGGAGCGAUACCAAGGGGACAUGCAAACCCGUGCUGCACUGUGGCAGCGAAUGGCGCUUUCUCAAUCUCCGAACUUUAAACUUCCAAAGCAAGGUUUAAUGACCAAAGCGGAGAUGAAUGACGAAGAUCGAGUUUACCAUGCGGUAUUAAACGCUCAGCGACAUGCGUCGACAGAAGAAUUACGGACACCCUGCAGGACUAUGCGGAUUUUCAUUGGUUAUAAAUCUGGGAUGUAAUCGUAUCUAUCUAUGUGUCCAAUUAUUGUAUUAUAUCUGACGACUGUACAUACCCUCGCUGUUGUUAUUGCUAUUUUUUAAAUCUAUGCG